GCGAUGAAACUGGGUCUCGGGGUUCCGAUGCUAAUGUUUGCGCCAGCAAUCAAAACCUGGGGAGCUCCAUUCACAGUAUACUAUCUAUUCCUUCAAAAGGGAGUUGUGUUUCAGCGGCUGGAGAGCAAAGCAAACAGCUCCUUUUCUUACAUGGGCGACACGACCAAUUACGCCAAUAGUACCGCAGAUCUACUGUUCGUCGCCAACCGAUACCAAGUAAAUUUUAUUGAGAAUGUACCAAUCGCCGUCUUGGUCCUCCUCCUUGAUGAACUAAAUGGAGCUGACCGGCAUGUUUCCUCAAAUGCUAUAGGCGCUCAUCUCGCAUUUCGCGUCUCCUACGUCGAGAUUGAGAUGAACAUGAAGGACAGGAUUGGUUUAGGAAGGCCUUUGGGAUACUACGGCACGCUAGCAACUACCGCUAGAGGAUUCCUGCAGAUUUCAGCUGACGCGGUGAGGAAUAUGGGCAAGUGA
This is a messenger RNA of Lindgomyces ingoldianus, 471 nucleotides long. RefSeq lists its product as uncharacterized. The transcript has 3 exons. The annotation marks the transcript as partial. Lineage: Eukaryota; Fungi; Ascomycota; Dothideomycetes; Pleosporales; Lindgomycetaceae. Gene Ontology annotation, cellular component: membrane. The record is from RefSeq and is a predicted model, not a curated record.